Hevea brasiliensis (rubber tree) is the source of this 658-nucleotide messenger RNA. RefSeq lists its product as uncharacterized. The transcript is spliced from 3 exons. Bases 219 to 485 code for a protein of 88 amino acids. The record is from RefSeq and is a predicted model, not a curated record. Lineage: Eukaryota; Viridiplantae; Streptophyta; Magnoliopsida; Malpighiales; Euphorbiaceae.
GCCCAAACUUGUCGUCCAAGAAAGAGAAACAUUUCUCCAAGCGAGAUCACGUAGACGACGUAGUUUAGGUCGUAUUUGUCAAAACCCAGCCCUGAGAAUUCUCUUUUCGAGCGCGGAGGUAAUUCACAUCACCCCCGAACUAGCUCUUUGGCCGUCUGAUUUUUCACGCGAGCAAAGCUUUCAAUUGGAAGAAUCUCUGGGUAUAGGAAAUACCAAAUAUGGAAAAACAAAGUAGUCAACAGCAAAAACAACAAUCACCUGCUGUCUCUUCAUGUCGAAAGAAGAAGAAUGAGGAGGGCACUUUUAUGGAAGAUUUAAAGGAUCACAUUGAUGAAUUCAUUCAUGCAUCUAUGGAUGAGCACAAGAGCUGCUUUAAGAAGACCAUCCAAAAGAUGUUUGGAAUGUCAAAGAUUGUUGCAGAAAGGAGUGGUGAAGCUAAAGAAGCUGAAAGUUCUCUGCCCCUUCGCACUGUAGUAUCAGACUAGAAAUUCCCGCUCCUUUUUUUUUUUGGUUGGCUUGGCAUCUAGUUGUAGAACAACAUGGUUUAGCCAGUAGCUAAAUAAUCUCUCAAGUCUUGUGAAAGUUUAUGUUACUGUAAUUCGAUUUGAGUUUUAAGUGAGCAAAGCUUGGCUAAGAACAAGGCAACAUAUUUCUUCAA